Trifolium pratense (red clover) is the source of this 852-nucleotide messenger RNA. Its product is annotated as zinc finger MYM-type protein 1-like. Lineage: Eukaryota; Viridiplantae; Streptophyta; Magnoliopsida; Fabales; Fabaceae. The record is from RefSeq and is a predicted model, not a curated record. The coding region runs from base 1 to 852 and encodes 283 amino acids. The transcript is spliced from 3 exons. Gene Ontology annotation, molecular function: protein dimerization activity.
AUGUCAGAGUUUACAGAAGCUUUACUUGAAGUGUCAGAAAAUGAUAGUGAUUCUAAAAUAAGUAGUGAAGCUAAAUCCUUAGCAACAAAUGAGCUUGUUAGCAAGUUCCUACAAUCAAGAGAUAUGGUUAUUGAUGUUGCUAUGAAACAAAUAACAGGGUUGAUUUCAUAUUUUAAGGAAUAUAGAGAAAUUGGUUUUAAAAAUGCCUUGAAUUGUGCUACGGAAAUUGCUAUUGAAUUGAAUAUAGACCCGGUAUUUCCUCAAAAGCGUAUAAUUCAAAGAAAAAGACAGUUUGAUGAGAAUUUGAAUACUCCGACAGUUCAACUAUCUGAAGAGGAAUCUUUUAGAGUUAAUUAUUUUCUUAACCUUGUUGAUCAAGCUAUUGUAUCUCUUAAUAAGAGAUUUGAGCAAUACCAACAAUAUGAAAGUGUUUUUGGUUUCUUGUUUAGUUCUCGAAGUCAUUUUGAAGAAGCAUUGAAACAUAAUGAGCAAUGUGAUAUUGAUGGGAAAGAGUUAUGUAUGGAGUUAAGGUUACUAAGAGAGAUGUUGCCUGCGGAAGAAAUCGGACCUAUUGGUAUAUUAAAGUUUUUGAAAGGCAUGAAUUGUUUUCCUAAUACAACUAUUGCAUAUCGAAUUUUAUUGACAAUUCCUGUGACAGUUGCCUCUGCAGAAAGAAGUUUCUCAAAAUUGAAGUUGUUGAAGUCAUACUUGCGGUCUACCAUGUUACAAGAAAGGCUUAAUGGGUUAGCAUUGAUAGCAAUUGAGAAUGACUUGUUGGAGAAUAUACAAUAUGAAGAUUUGGUUGAUGAAUUUGCUUCAAAAAAUGCUAGAAGGGGGGCUUUUUUUAAGUAG